AUGAAGAUUGGCCUUGCUUACCAAAUUGCUGACAUCUAUGCUAAUUAUCCCAUCGAUGGUGUUGUUGGACUGGCAUUUUCCAAUCUCUCGCAGUAUGAUAUUGUCUCGCCGUUUGAACUAGCAUGGAAUCUUGGCCUGGUUGCACCUGUAUUCACAGUAUAUAUGAAAGGAGGAACUCAAGAAGACAACGUGGAUGGAGGAGUCGUCACAUAUGGUGGAAUAGACCAGGAACACUGUAGUGAAGAAAUCAUCUAUAAGCAAUUGAUAGGAACUUAUUAUUGGAAGUUUGAAGUACGUUAUUAUGAGGAUCUGGUUUCCCUACAUUCUUCUUAG
Messenger RNA from Strongylus vulgaris, 333 nucleotides. Lineage: Eukaryota; Metazoa; Nematoda; Chromadorea; Rhabditida; Strongylidae. The record is from the annotation of a GenBank genome assembly.